This is a messenger RNA of Hylaeus anthracinus, 1363 nucleotides long. RefSeq lists its product as uncharacterized. The transcript is spliced from 2 exons. NCBI's taxonomy places the organism in Eukaryota, Metazoa, Arthropoda, Insecta, Hymenoptera, Colletidae. The coding region runs from base 476 to 1249 and encodes 257 amino acids. The record is from RefSeq and is a predicted model, not a curated record.
GAUGAAAUAUUGCCGUUCACACGUUCAGUUCAGUUUGUACAAUUGUGAAGUGAGGAACACCGAAAAUUGUAGUUUGUUGUGUCCAAAAUGGAAAAUCUAGACGAAGAUCUAAUUCUUGCAACGGCUGCAGUGUGCAUUAUAAAGAAGAAGAUGAAAUUGAAGGCUAAAAGGAACUGGUGUAAACCAUGGUUGCUACAAAGGGAUUUGCUUUCUCAUACCAAUUUAAUAGCUUAAUUACGCAGUGAGCCUGACGAUUUUCGCAACUAUUUGCGUAUGGACGAAGCCACAUACAUGCAUGUGCUAAAUUUAAUUACACCAAUGCUUUCAAGAGCAGACACUGUUAUGAGACGUGCAAUUACCCCCAUGAAAGGCUAUCAGCUACGCUGAGAUUUUUGGCAACAGGGAGAAGUUACGAAGAUUAAAAAUUUUCAACAAUUAUUUCCAAAUUACCUCUAAGCGCAAUAAUUCCAGAAACAUGCGUCGCAAUUUACAAGGCGUUAAAGGACCUAUAUCUAAAGAUGGAAAGCAUGUGCAGAUCGUUUCACCUCCUGGAAGUGGAUCCUACUACUUCAAUUAUAAGAAGACCCACAGUAUUGUUCUGAUGGCAAUUGCGAAUGAUAACUACGAAUUUAUAAUAUGUGAUAUUGGUACCAAUGGUCGAGUAUCUGAUGGUGGAGUAAUUGACAACACUAUGUUUAUGAAGAAAUUGCUUGAAAAUAAAUUGGAUUUGCCUACUGCAGAACCAGUCAUACAUUGCGAAACACUAUUAAAUUACGUCUUUAUCGAAGAUGAAGCAUUUGCUUUGAGGCCAGAUUUUUUAAAAUCAUACAAUCAAAAAGAGCUUGAUUAUGAAAAAAGAAUUUAUAAUUAUCGUUUGUCUAGGGCCAGAAGGAUCAUAGAGAAUUCAUUUGGAAUAUUACCUAAACAUUUUAGAAUUUUUCAUACUACUAUAAAUUUACAAGUUGAUAAUAUUGACAAAGUUGUUUUGGCUUGUUGUGUACUGGAUAAUUUCUUGCGAAUAAAUUGUUCCCAUACAUAUACAUCAAAUGACGUGUUUGAUGUUGAAGAUACUAGCAAUGGUACAAUUACUCCUGGUUUACGAACAGGCUCAGACAAUCUGUUAAAUCUUCAAAACGGUUCUAACCGGUAUCACACUGCUGAGGCAAAAGAAAUAAGAGAGCAAUUUAAAAUAUACUUUAACAAUCAUGGGAAAGUGAACUGGCAGCACGCAAUGGUUUCUAAUGAUUAGUUAUUACCCUGUUUCUAUAAACAUAUUGCCUACUUCAAUAUACUUCCACAAACUAAAUGUAAAAUAAAUAAUAAAAUUGUUUUAUUUGUGUAAUUUACCUGCACUUCAUCAAUG